This is a messenger RNA of Betta splendens (Siamese fighting fish), 967 nucleotides long. It is a transcript of the gene rasgrp3, whose product is annotated as RAS guanyl releasing protein 3 (calcium and DAG-regulated). Gene Ontology annotation, biological process: small GTPase-mediated signal transduction. Gene Ontology annotation, molecular function: guanyl-nucleotide exchange factor activity. NCBI's taxonomy places the organism in Eukaryota, Metazoa, Chordata, Actinopteri, Anabantiformes, Osphronemidae. The record is from RefSeq and is a predicted model, not a curated record.
UUACUGCUGCAGAUGUGGAGAGAGAUGGCGGAGCUGGUCUCCUCCAGUAACAACUACUCCUGCUACAGAGGGGCCUACAGUGAGUGCCAGGGAUUUAAAAUCUACAUCUUGCGUGUGCACCUCAAGGACCUGAUUACAGGGCAUGUGGUCUUUCCUGACUGGUUGGAGGAGAGUAGUCAGGUGAACCUGGUGAAGAUGCAUCAGCUCUACGUCACCUUCAAUGAGCUUGUGUCCCUGCAGAAAGCUGUGGCCCAGUUGGAGCCCAACAUGGAUCUAAUUUACCUACCUUCAUUUAUUUUAAACUGUGGUGUCAACUGUCACAAACGGUGCCGGGAGGUGCUGGUUCAGGCCUGUAGGAAACUUAGCCGCUCCAGCUCAAUGGGCAGUGUUUCCUCCUACCCACUGAUCCACAGCACACUGCCCAGCAGCCCCACUCUGGCCUACUGUGAAGACGAGGAUGAGGUGUUUAGCUUCCCAGGUGUCACAGGUCUAGGUCAGGGGAGUUCGUCCAUCACGCUGAUGACUGGUUCAGCCCAGAAAAUCUCUGUGCGCCUGCAGAGGGCCACCACCAGCCAGGCCACGCAGACAGAGCCCCUGUGGCCUGAAAACAGCUGGGGGGUCGCAGACACUGGGUACCACACUUUUCCCAACAUGAAAUUCAGGACUCAGAGGAAGACUUCUAAAAAUAAAGGCUUUGCCUGUGGGGAGAAGCAGAAUGGGGGGCAUCACCAGAAGGUUUCCCCACAGCACGGGAUCGAGUUUUGGAAGACAGAUGCGUCAACAGAGUUUCUCCAAAGACAGAACGAUUGGCUACUGGAGGAAUGGAUGAAACAUUCUCUCUACACAGCAGCACCUCACCAGGGGUUUUAUACUUUAAAAAGGUUGUUGACUAACUUUAGGCUUUGGAUUGAUACACCUGUGUAGAUUACUGUUAGUUUUCUUGAUUAGUAAAAAAUAUAUGAAAUGA